CCGAUAAGAAGCGCUGGAGCGAAUUAUGUCAUGUGAAGCAAGCUACAGCGAAAUAAAUCCCAUCUGCUUAGUCAGCCUUGGCGUUAUGUUACAAAACGGGUUAACCAUCAAACCAGUCGACUCUCUCCUCAGUCUAACAUGACUCAGCAGAGUGAGUCCACCGGAGCUUAACAUGAUACUGAGGCAGAUAAGUGAGUGGAUCCAGCAAGAAAGAGAAGAAAAGCUCCUACAUAAACUUGAUGAUGGAUGUGGAGAAGCUGGAGGAAACAGCAUAUUUCAGGUGGAGAUGGAGUCUAACUUUGCUGAGUCCUAUGGCGUCACCCCUGUCUGUGUGCCACAAAACAGAUGGGAAGUAAGAGGAGGAGGAGGGAGAGGGGAGGAUAUGCAGGAAAAGUUGUUGUACUCCUGUUGCACAGCAGAGGGCAGUGUUGAACAGGCAAUACAGAGCUCCUUCUUGGAGUACUGGGUGUGCCUGGAUAACCAACACAACAUGGCAGACUGUCCCGUUGCCAGAACUCCCAGUCUUCCUGCAACUCCAGUAACACACAUGCCUUGUCCAUUUAUACCUGUGCUUGGAUCUGUAGUUAAUCCCAUGAUUCCUUGCCUGAGUACUGAUACCUGCAGUCCCAUUACAUCUCUGUGCCUUCCCACUGACUCAUCUUGGGACAGUGGAGGUUCUGACCAGGAUCCUAUCAGUGCUGCAGCUCACCUGCAUCUGUUAGGGGAAUCCUUGUCCCUAAUUGGACAACUUCUUCAGGGGACGAAUAAAACAGUGAGUAUGCCGACUAGUUUCUCCCUGCUCUUGGACUCCCUUCUGUGUGCCCUUGGUCCUCUGAUGUCCCUCACAACACAGAUACCAGAGCUGAGUAGCUGCACGCGACACACACUGCUGGGUGUCAGCAUUUCAUGAAGUUGUCUGGAGGAGAGACAGAAUUCAGUGCCAGCUGAACAUAACGAACACGCAGAGACAGCGAUACAUGAACAAAGCUCCAAGGAACUCCAACAUUUGACAAUGAGUACAAACUUUGGUGGGAGCUUCUACAGCUCCUCACCACCAGAGUUAAGACUGGUGCUUUUAGGAAACAUCGGAUGUGGAAAGACAUCAUCAGCAGACACUAUUCUGGGCCAGCCAUCUCCCAUCUCUCCUGGUGCCUCCCGAAGCUGCCAACUGAGGCAGGGCAUCUCUGAGGGCCGCAAUGUGACCCUGGUGGAGGCACCGAGAUGGUACUGGACAGGUGGCAAGAUGGAGGACAGUGUUAGGAAGGAGACAGAGCGAGCGAUGACGCUGGUAGAACCUGGUCCACAUGCUAUUCUGCUGCUGGUGCCUGUUAGUCAGUUCACAGAGGUGGAGGGUCAUGUGCCUGCAGAGCUGGAGGAGUCAUUUGGGAAGGAGGCACUGAAUCAUACCCUGGUCCUGCUGACCUGUGGGGACUACUUGAUGGGACGAGCCGUGGAGGAAUACCUUUGCAAAGAACACCCAGGCCUGAGGAAGAUGAUUGAGAACUGUGGAGGGAGGUACCAUGUUAUAAAUAACCGCCAGCCACAGGAGAGGGAGCAGGUUCAUGAGCUGCUGGAAAAGGUGGAAAAUAUGGUGCAGCAAAAUGGCAUUUAUUACAUCAAAUCAGCCCAGGAGAGAGAGCUUGAGAGACAGGUGAGCGACAGAAGACGAAAACUCAUGGAGAGUUACAGAACACAGAAGGAGGAAACAAGACGAGAAAUCAUGGAGAUGUACAAAGAACAGGAGGAGGAAACAAGACAGCCAGAAACAUUAACAUAUUUAUCCAGCGUGGAGAAACGAGACUCUUUUGAUAGAGGAGAGGAGUACAGCACCUAUUUGGAAAGGAGGAGAAGAGAAGAGAGAGAGGACAUGGAUGAAAGAGUGAGUGUGAGGCAUGAGUCCAACGGAGUUUAUUCAACUCCAACACCAGCGCGACAGUCAUACUCAGUGCAAGAUGAUGAAAGGGAACUGAGAAGGACCCCCAGUUUUAAACUCAAUGAAGAUGGAGCCAAACUCUCACAGAUGUCUGAGGAAAACUCAUCUCCACAAGUGGUCUCAACUUUCCACUACAGAAUCAACAGCUUUGAAGACAGGUCACCAGAGGCAUCUCCAACCUCCACUCCUCAUUCUCCUGUCUUUACCUCUACCCAAUCCUCGCCAACCUUCACCUCCUCCUCCACCUCGUUCUCCUCAUCUUCCUCAUCUUCUCCUGAACUACGUCUGGUGCUGCUUGGGAGAUCAGGAUCUGGCAAGAGUGCGGCUGGAAACAGCAUACUUGGGAGGGAGGAGUUUAAGUCUAACCCAGAAAGCUUUGUAGCAAUCACUCAGGAUUGUGAGAAAAAGAAAGCCGUGGUUGAUGGAAAACGGGUGGCAGUGGUGGACACCCCAGAUUGGUUCAAAUCUGAGAAAAGUCCAGAUGAGGUGCGAGCUCAGAUCUCCUCCUGUGUUGCUUUGGCCAGUCCUGGUCCACAUGCCUUCCUGCUGUGCGUCCCCAUAGACCAGCCAGCAAAGACUGAACUGCAGGCUCUCGAGGCUCUUGAGACUGUUUUUGGCCCUGAGGCUGUCCAGAAACACACUAUGGUCCUCUUUACUUAUGCAGACCAGCUAAGGGAGAGUGGCAAGUUGGGAAAGAGCAGUGUUGAAGCUUAUAUUGCAGGCCAGCGAUCAGAUUUGUUAAAGCUGGUGGAGAAAUGUGGAGACAGAUUUCAUGUGAUGGAGUCAAGUAAAGGUUGGAGGGGAAGGGUGAAUGUGUCAGAGCUGCUGGAGAAGGUGGAGCAGACAGUGAAUGAAGCUGGGGGACAAUGCUACUCUUGUCCUGCUUUUCAGGAGGCAGAGAACAGAGUGAGGCAGAGACAACUGGAGAUAGCGAGGGAGAGAAAGGGGAAAAGACAAGAGGAAGAGAGAAGAGAAGACGUGAGACAGCUCAGCUCUGAAAGGCGGGUACUUUAUUCCUACAUGCAGCCUGUGGUUGAGGCCGAAGAGGAAGUGAGAGAGGAUGAGAUUGAGAAAACAAGGGAUGAGGCAGAGAUGAGUGUAGGCUCAAUGAAUAUUGAGAGCCUUCCUAAUGUUACAAUGUCCAGCAUAUCACCAUCAUUCCUCAGUUCCAUCAUGGAGAAAAUGAGGUCCAGUGCUCAGGCAUUUCCUCAGCUAUUAGCAGAUAGCUCUGUGUGGGCUGGUGAGAGUGUGAAGAAGAUGAAAAACAGUCCAGUGUGGGGGACGGUGGGCAACAGAGCACAAAACGUCCAGAAAAUGGUGGUUAACAGUCAGAUGUGGGGCAAGGUCGGGGCUGGUGCGGGACAUAUGUCUAAACUAGUAGGAGACAGAGUUCCCAAGGUAGUGGUGGACAGUUCUGCAUGGGUGGGAUCUGGAGCAAAGGCAGCAGCAGCCAGCCCAGUGUGGGGAAAAGUUGGUUCAGGGGCCAAAUCAGGGGCCAAACUUGUGGCAGACAGCUCCAUGCGUGUUGGCGCUGGAAUAGGAACAGGGGCAAAAAAUUUGGCAAAGAGUCCCAUGUGGGGGAAAGUAGGAUCUGGAGCAAAGACUGGAGCGAAACUGAUGGCCGACGGCUCAAUGCAAGUUGGGGCUGGACUCGGUGCAGGUGCAAAGAAAGUGGCACAGAGUCCAGUGUGGGGAAAGAUGGGGUCUGGCGCCAAAGCAGGAGUCAAAAUGGUGGCUGACAGCUCAGUAUGGGAGAAAAUGGGGAACACUGCAAAACAGGUGCCUAAGGUGGUCAUAGCAGGGGCUAUCCUGGGUCUCGUGCUUGGUGUGUUUUUAGGCGGGGCAAUUGGUGGAGCGGUAGGGGCAGCUGCAGGAUCUGCAGUGACUGAGGUGGGCAGACGAAAAUUCACCAGCAAAGAUGCAUCAAAAAAUGCAGAAGAAGCUGCUAAAAACUUGGAGAGAACAGUGAGCGACAGCAUGGACUCUCUCGCCAAACAAGGGGAAAAAGUACUAAAAACUGAAUAACCUCCUGAUUGUAUGUAAAGUGUGUAUAAAGAAUGUUAAAUUUGUUUUCAUUCCAACCAUCAGAAUGUAUGAGUCAAAGACUUUUUUAGACAUUCAGGGUAAUGAUCUUGACAACACAGUUGUCCUUCUCUGUUCUUUUAUACACAAAUGUAUUUUAAGGGUUAAUCGCAUCAAGAUCAAUUUCAAAUAUUGCACAAGUCUAAUAAGGAGUGACUUUAAACAAUACAUGUUUUUUUCUUAUAUAUUGUUUGAAAAAAAGUUUUGAUAGCUAAUCUUUUAGACAAUAAAAAUAUGAUUAUUAGUAGGAUGUGAAGUGAGACUGUUAGUUUUAACCUGACAUGAUAAUUUCCUCACAGCCUUCAUUAUUGGGAUGAAAAUUUGGCAGUGUAUUUAGAAACAAAUUUUCUGGUCCUUAAGCAAAUUUUGAAAUGUAUAUA
Messenger RNA from Cheilinus undulatus (humphead wrasse), 4395 nucleotides. RefSeq lists its product as uncharacterized. NCBI's taxonomy places the organism in Eukaryota, Metazoa, Chordata, Actinopteri, Labriformes, Labridae. Gene Ontology annotation, molecular function: GTP binding. The record is from RefSeq and is a predicted model, not a curated record. The transcript has 14 exons. Bases 1013 to 3958 code for a protein of 981 amino acids.